Molecule: messenger RNA, 1257 nt
Organism: Penicillium bovifimosum
Lineage: Eukaryota; Fungi; Ascomycota; Eurotiomycetes; Eurotiales; Aspergillaceae
Product: mitochondrial 54S ribosomal protein mL38
Exons: 2
Coding region: 1-1257 (418 amino acids)
Source: RefSeq, a predicted model, not a curated record
AUGGCUCACUGCGAGCGGGCUUCGAAGCCCCUGCUCCAAUGCCUUCGCAACACCUACUCUCGAAGCGUGGCAGGCGUUCAACUCCAGACGCGAGCCUUCCAGACGACCGCCAACGUCCGAGAGGCCGAAGCUGAAUCCGCUAGCCUACCUUUCCACAAAGCACCCGAUCCCUCUCUGGUGACGAGUCCUCGUUUGGAGAGACGGUUGCUGCGACAGGGAACCGCUCCGAUCGGGUCUCGCCGUCGCCGUGCCGCGCUCCAGGAUUCCGACAACAUUCCUUUCGAACAGCUGCCCUACCAAUGUUUCCAAGAAGCCCGGAAGAUCCUACUCGCCGAUCGGGAAGAAAAGUUGAAGGAGAUUGAAACCAUGAGGCAGCGCCUUGCGCGACAGGAGGCUUUACCUGUCGAGCAAGCCGGUGGUGAAAAGGCGAAGAAGUCCCGCAUCACUGCCAUGCAGUUACACCUGGAGCGCCUCAAGAUUUUGGCCGAUAUCAACGAUCCCUUGGUGAAGCGAAAGUUUGAAGAUAAUGAAGGUGACAUGUCCAAGCCCAUCUACCGCUUUUUGGCCGACCGCAAAUGGCGCGAAUACCGUCGCAAGGUUCUCGUCCAGCGUAUCACGCAGAUGAAGGUCAUUCCGGAUGUUCUGCCUCACUGCGACCCCGUUGCGGAAACCAAGAUGUACUUCGGCAAGCACCAGGUCCAAGCCGGUGAAUUCGUCGAAGCGAGAUCCAGCACAACCCCGCCCAAACUCGACGUGCAGAUCUUCGAAGGUGGUGAAAAGCUUGUCACCAUUGCAGUUGUUGACCCCGAUGUCCCCAACGUCGAGAACAACAGCUUCGAUUAUAAGACCCACUUCCUGGCCGUCAACGUGCCCAUCUCGGCCACAAACACCAAGGUCGAUCUCGCCCAGCUCUUGGAAGACUCCCAGGUCGUUCUCCCUUGGCUACCGCCUGUCGCGCAGAAGGGCAGUCCCUACCACCGUCUCUCCCUUUUCAUCAUGGAGCAAAAGGACUCUCAGCCUCUUGACUUUGCCGCUGUCAAGGCUAAGGAGAACAACCGUGACACCACCCUCCUUCGUACCCUUCAGUCUCGCUACCAUCUCAAGGCCAUUGGUGCGCACCUCUUCCGUACUCAAUGGGACGAGACGACCCUGGAGGUCAUGAAGGAGAUUGGAUUCGACGGGGCCAAGGUUGAGCUGCGCCGCAAGAGAGUCGAGCCUCUGCCAUAUAAAAGACGUAACCCCUCUUCGUUCCGUUGA